Molecule: messenger RNA, 5085 nt
Organism: Drosophila erecta
Lineage: Eukaryota; Metazoa; Arthropoda; Insecta; Diptera; Drosophilidae
Gene: B4
Exons: 6
Coding region: 568-3702 (1044 amino acids)
Source: RefSeq, a predicted model, not a curated record
GCUGCGUCAGAUGCUCAUCGAGUGUUGCUGCGGGUGGACGUGCUCGCUUUCUCUCUCCGUUGCGGUUAACUCGCGUUCGCGCUCGCGUAUUCGUGUGUCUGUCCGCGUUCCCCGUCCGUGUGUGGGUGUAGGUGCCAAUGUGUGUGUGCCUUUGGUCGCGUGUCGUCGCCGCUUUCAUGUAAACGAAGAUUGUGCAAAAGCCAAAAAACUUGAUUUGUGCGCACGGCCAGCAGUAAAUCAAUUUAACAAUAUCAAAUCGCUCGUAAAACCGUUUGAAAAAACACGUCUAAACCAAUUUAUCCCUACAUGUACAUGUAUAUAUAAAACCAUGCAGCCGAAGUGUUAAUCGACAAACUACAACAGCAACAAAGCCGGAGAAAACAACAUGUGAGGCGGCUCAAAAAGUUAAUUCUGCCAGUCGAAAAGAUGGCCGCCAGGAUGUGCAGCAUCGUUUCCAUCGUCAUCAUCUAGACUUUAGAUGCAGCAACAGCAGCAGCAGCAGCAGCACUCACAGAUACACACGCAUACCAAUGCCGCUGGCAGCCAGACACUCGCACACCAAUACCAAUGCCAGUCCCUCUUAAAGACUGCAUGGAUCCCAUGUCAAAUUCAUUUAUGAGUUCUAGCACUGCAAAAAACGAAGCUCAUUCGACGCCCACCAAAAAGCAUUUGGCUGUUGUUCCACGAAGUCAACAAGGAGAGACAGGUGGAGCAGCCGUUGGCGCCCAUCACGGCCACCAUUCGGCGGCCGGGGCGCGCAAGCCCAAACUGCGGCGCUUCAACUCCCACGACACAAGCUCCAAUAUGUUCUCGGUGGCCGAUUUCGAGAACGCCCGCCUGGCCCGCCGCAACGAGAUCGAGCUGAACCAGCGGAGGGCACGACGCGUGCGCGGCAGUGCCAACAAUAGCACCUACGGCUUGGGAGCGGGCUCAGGAUUGCUGGGAGGUGUCCAUUCCGGAUACUGUGACGCACUUAAUGGCAGCGGCGAUUACUCCACUGGGGACAGCAAGGCCUCCAAGGGCAGCAGCGAAGGACCGCUGACCGCCAUUGAGUUCCUUGAGCGGAAUUCCCUGCCCCGCGUCGUUCGCAUCCUGCAUGCGAGCAAGAGCUCCAACGAAACUCUUCAGUCCAGCUCAUCGCAUGGCUCCUCAACGGCGGCAUCGAGCAGCUCCUCGACGGGAGCGAAUCCGUUUGGUUCUGGUGGUAGUGGUGGUGGAAACAUUUCCAGUGGCAACAUUGACACCGGCACCGGCACCCAUUCAUCGUCCAGCGGAGGCAGCGCCACCGGAAACGGAACUGGCUCUGGUCCUGGUCUAAGUUCGGGCUCGGGUUCUGGUUCUGGUUCUGGUCACCAGAACAACAACGGUCGACACAGCAGCAACGGUGGCACCCCACCCGGCCACGAUGAGCUUUUUCUGCUCUACAGGCUGGUGCGACAGCGCAACAUCUACCAUGGACACAACGCCAAGACUCAGGCAUCGCAGCGCAAGAAGACCCUGCUCAUUCCACAGGAGUUUCCGGGUUACUUCUCAAUGCUGAGCGAGAAGGGCCUCCCCACGGCCACACAAUACGGAUCUCUGAUACAGCUGGUUCGGGAACGGGUUUACAAGUUUGUCUCAGUGGACAACAUGCCGGCGUUUACGGAAUCCUCACCCAACAGUACGAAUAGUCCAACGCACGAGGGAUGCCUGCCCAUAAACAAGGGACGUCCACAGUACGUGAAAACGACGGCAAGGGGCGGGCAGGUAUUCCGUCUGUUGGCCGUCUUCGAGGAUGGCAAACAGGAUCAGGUCAAUAUGUCGCAGCAUGGCAACGGCAAUGCGACCAGGUCCCAUGGCAGUGGGUACAUGGGACGAGAGAAGGAGAAGAACCGGUAUGCCCAGCUCCUUAAUGAAAACAGGCAGGUGUUGUACGUCCCACUGUCCACCAAGGGCAAGUUCUUCGAGAUUGAGCCGGGAAUUCCUCAACUGCUUCAGAAACUGGGCGAUGCGCAGCGCAAACUGAAUCCGGAGUGUGUGCAUCGGUUGAGUGCUUUGGUGACGGCGGCCAAACAGUUACCGCUAACACUGCGAUAUAUCUCCGGUCCAGGCGGACCCGACAUUCCCGAGCAGCUCUGCAUUAGUCAAGUGAGCAAGGAGGACGUGGUCGUAGGCUGUUCCAUUGAAGACGUGGAUACCCAGACGCCCUUGCAGCUGAGGAAGUUCUAUCCCAGUCGGGAUAUACAGCUAGUAAAGAGUUAUUUAGGCUUUGACUCCGAACAACGGAUGCUCGCUAACACGAAUGUGCAGAAUAUGCUCAAGUUCUGCCAAUUUAAUUGCGACCCAUUCCUGAAGCUUGUGGAGAUUGAGUUAAUUCAGCGCUCGGAACGCUCGGGAAGCAAGAAUCGAGAGGGGCUACGAAUCCUGAAGCCACUGCAUUUUCCAAAGAUCCUGAGACGCGAGAAGAGCUCCAUGGCAGCAGCGCACGAGAAGGAGGAUUCCAUUAUAUUCCUCAGCAAAACCGAUCUGGAGAAUCUGGAAGCCAAGGAAGCAGCAGCGUCCGCUGCAGCUCAGUCGGAAUCCAGUUUGAAUCGCAUCUCUGAGCGCAUGCGAGUGUUCCAGUCCACCAAGAAGAAGUGGUUUGGGAAGCAUCAUCCGCAGCAACAGCAGCCACAAGUAGAGAAACAUCAAUCUGACUUAGAUCUCGAUGAGCAGGCUAAGCGGAUGAGCAUGGAGCGCUAUACGGACAUGUCCAAGCUUCUGCAGGAGCGUUUUGGGUCAAAUCCCGAACAGCCAGAGCAGGAUGCUAUCUCCCUGAACAGCACAGCAGCGUCCGACACCGAGACAACGAUGCUGACUAACAUGGAGCCGAGGUCUCUGGACACGAUGAUGCAGAAGUCCAUGUCUUUGCAGGAUAUUGAGCUGCUCAAUGGUCAAUGCAAGCCGCGACCUGAUUUGCUGGCCAGCCACAAUCACAAUGACGCCAUCAGCGAGGCGGGUACCGAACUGGAGGAUGUUGAGAAUCAGACCCCACCUCCGCAGUCCUUCAUCACGGAGAAGCUCUACAACGAGUUUCACGUGAAGACCAGACAGUACAGCAAGUCAUCGUCCAGUUUGCACCAGUUGCCUCUCUUCUCCUUGCCGCAAAAGUUGCAACUCCACGAGGCUGAGAAGGAGAAGCGUCAUCUGAUGUUGCUAAAGGCGCAGCAACAGGCAAUGACCAGGGAACCGAUCACUGGAAGAAGGGCAGCCGGUGGAGUUUCUCUGUUGGGAGGAGGACUCAAUCAACUGGCGAUAUCACCCGCAUCGCUGGUGGAAGAUGACUUGCCCUACUCCAGUGUGCGCGAUUCGCUGGUAACUUCCGGCGGGGACUGCCUGCGAUCGGAGGCUGCCAGCAGACCAGUUCCCGUUGUGGACUACACAAAGGAGAAUAUAUACGCUGAAAUCUGUCCUUCACACACAGCGGACACUUUUUCGGGCGCCACUCAGUUCACUCAUGUGCCCGACGAUGAUGGCGAUUAUGCAUCGCUCAAGUAUUCGGUCAAUGGACCACAGUCGGUCAGUCGGAUAGAGGUGAAUGGAGCUACGGCGGCGGUGAAGAGCAGCGCAAUCAGCUACCAUACCGUGUACCUGGGCGAGGAACCGUUGGGCGAGAGGCACGCUGCCCACAUCACCACCGUGGAGUUGGCCGGAGAGGAUAACAUUUACAAUACGCUCAAAUGAUGACUCAUGUGAUUCCGGCGACGUAAGUUGGCCGGCGCCAAAGGCCUGUUUUAAAAACGCCGAUGGACAAAAGGGCAAGCAAGAGGGGAUUCAUUUUACCCAUGAUCCUACCAAGGCUAUCUUAUUGUCUUGUACUCGAAAGAAAUUGAGGAAUUCUGCAUUGAAAACUAAUUUUGUACUAUGAUUGAUUCAACGAAAAAAUACCUUUGUUUAUUUGCAUUACAUAUUAAAAUGCCAUUGAACUACUUUAAUUUAAACUUCCAAACAAACAUUUUAAACGAAAAAGAGUAUUUAAUUCAUGUUUUGGUUUUAUUGUGUAUUUCUCAGUUUAAUUUUAAAGCGUAUGAACAUUUACUUUGAUGAGGAUAUGAAGAACUAACUUUUUGUAAGUUUUGUUUUCUUCAAAUACUUAAAGAACUAAGUAAAAUCAGAAUGUUUGAGUACAAGACAAAGAUAGGAAUAAUAUUAAAUCAGAGAAGAAUUGAAAGACACCAUUUAUUUGCUGUGAGGCCUUUCUUAAGAUCGGUAAAAUGUUUUAAAUAGGCUUUUGGAGCAUUCAGCCACGAAAUCAAAUGAAUUUAUAUUUUAUCUCGCUUACAAUUUUAAGAAAUGGUUACAGCAGAAUACCAAUGUAAGAUCGUUGUCAUAUAAGUGAGAGGUCGUCUCAAUUUUAAGAAAAAUACUUUUCCCUGUUUGCCCUUUGAAAUAGGUGAGAGAACAUAUAUUUAAUCAUUCAAUAUGGCGCUGAUGCACAAAACACAAAAUAGUAGAGAAAAUAUCUUAUUUUGCAAUAAUACAAAACUCAAAGCGGAUUAUGUAUUGUGAAUUCAAACAGAAUUUGAAUCUGGGUCAACAAACACCCACACGAAAGUAAAGAAAAAUCUCUCUCGUAACAUAUAAUUACACAUAUAUUUGUAGAAAGUAGUAUUAGUAUAGGGAUCAAAUUUGUAAUUGAGACGUCGCUGUGGACGACGAAAAACCCCCUUGAAAUGACAAAAGAAAUUGUAAUAUUAUUAUUAACCAAGUGAAGACAAGCAAUUUUGUAAUGUAAUCUAUAGAUGGGUGCACCCACUCCACGACUUUCAGCCCAUUAAACGCCCAGAUCCCUAGCCCAUACAAAAAAAAAAACAUCAUAUUGAAACUGAACAUUUGGAAAUUGCAAUAUUAUACAAUUGUAUACAUAACUUAUAUAUAGAUAUACUUAUACACAUAUACUAACGUACAUACGAUAUGGAAAUCUUAGUUCAAACCUAAGGUAUUAUUAGCUCGUAGGCAAUCAACAAGUCAAAUCAAAUCAUAAGCGAUAUACAUCUAUAUAUGCAUAUAUUGUAUAUUUGUAAAAUAGCAUAAACUUUUAGGGCAAAAUGCCAAACUUUUACACGA